AUCUCAGACAAGGCGCUUAUAGCUGUUGCGGGAAACGAACUAUGCGGCGAUGGGAUAUUUGAAGUUAUCCUCCGUUACCAAGGAGAUCGAAUCACAAUCCCAGAAGGCGUGCUUGCAGCUGCCGUGGAGAACAAACAAUGCGGCGAUAGGAUAAUUAAAGUUCUCGCCCGUUACCGAGAAGACAAAAUCAACCUCUUAGCCAACGUCUCAGCUAACGCGCUUAUAACGGCUAUGGAAAAUAAACAACGCGGCAUUAUAAUAUUUGAAGCUCUCAUUCGUUGUCUAGGAGACUACAUCAAAAUCUCAGAUGAGGUGCUUAUAAAGGCUGCGGAGAAUGAACAAUAUGGGGAUGAGAUUUUUAUAUUUCUCUUCCAUUAUCAAGGAUAUCAAAUCAGAAUCUCAGAAGGCGUGCUUACAGCUGCCGCGGGAAACGAACGACGCGGCGAUAGGAUAUUUGAAUUUCUCCUCCGUUACCUAAAAGACAAAACUCUAAAUAUCUUGCUAUCUCAACGCCCC
Molecule: messenger RNA, 516 nt
Organism: Trichoderma atroviride IMI 206040
Lineage: Eukaryota; Fungi; Ascomycota; Sordariomycetes; Hypocreales; Hypocreaceae
Source: RefSeq, a predicted model, not a curated record